AUGAUUGCGACAACAAGCGGCAGCGUCCUGCCUCCCCAUGAUCACCUCUGUCCCUCCCCGCUACACAUUCACAAAAAGCAGCGCAAAGCGACAUUUCGCCGACGCAUAUUCCGUAAGUCCACCCACAGUGACAUUAGCGAUCAGUACGAGCUGCCGCUCAAUGAUAGCGUCAACCUGUCUGUCCUUGACUGGGCGUGUCCAGUCAAAGCACCACCGCCGUGCACCACGCUACCUCUGUCCAUCAGCCGUACUCCAAGCCAUCAUCCUCUGACGAUACCGAAGAACAGGAACAGUCGCUCAUCAGCUUCAAGCUCGAGUUUUGGGGGUCCAAUGACGCAUUCGCGCAACAGCAGUCAAGCUAAGGAUGUCAAUAGCGCCUCAGGGCUUUUUCCACACACCAUGGGUUCCAUGCCUUGGCCUUUGCUCGAUGGGCCCUUGUCUGAAUCUACACAUGCGCCAAGGGUACUAGGUCCCGCCAAGGGUCCUGAGGGUGUGAGCGCUCAACAGGCUCUAGAAGGCAUGAUCCAUAACGAACAAGUUCGUAACGAACUGCCAAAGCGGCCCAAGUCGAAUAAGUUGCGGCUCUUUACGAAUGGUUUUCCUCUCUUGCGCCGUCAAGGAAUUAGGGAUGCGAGUGUCAGCACUAGAACUGUGUCUGACACAGUCUCAUCGCCCGUCAAAACAAUAUCUACAACCCACGAUGAGGACAAGGAAAGGUCAUUUGCACAAGGCGUGAAUGAAAGCGCCAUCAUGGCUUAUUUGGCAAGGAAUGCUCGCAAUGGGGAAAAGAUCAAGUCUAUCAUGGAUCUCUUCACGAAGCACAUGCCCCCGCCCACAGACUACGAGCGAGAGGUGGCUGAUGCGUAUGUUCCGGACUCGCCUCUCGCGCUACCGACUACUCUACGAGCGGCGAUUAGACUGUUCCCGGAUGCCAAGAUGCUUACAGAGGACGUGCAGGAGGUUACCGUCGCAAUCGAUAUUGAGGGAACUCUGCACAAUCAAAGAUCUCUUUCUGAAACCGCGAUAGACGUGGUCUUUGUGGUAGACAACGGGUACUAUGUGACCCAGGCCUGUCUGGAAAAGUCCCUAGAAGCAGUCAAGGGAGCUCUGUAUCACCUCGGCUCCGAGGACCGGUUGGCGCUGUAUACCACACAUUGCACUCACCGGAAAGUGACCGGAAAUCGACCUGACAUGCUGUAUCCGAUACGACGAUUCAGCAAAGAUACGGAAUCAAUGAUUCGAGAACUUACAGCUACGAUUUUACGGUCCGGUACCCAAGUCUGGGAUCCGCCUCGGCCAAACCCAUCUAUGGUCGAUGUCAUCCUUGGUAUAGCUAGGUCACUUGAGGUUGAACGUCUCAAGGCUGGCCGUACCCAUAUUAUUGUACUAUCGCCCGCAGCCCAUGUACUUCACGAUGUAUCAAAGUACUUUGCAGAUCUCCAUCUCCAUAGAAUCAACCCGGCCAUACUUCCGUAUCGUUGCCAGCCGGAGUUUCAAGAUACGAUCUGCACUGAUACCUGCUGUAAUAACGUAUUUGCGAGCAACUGGUCCAAGUAUCAGUCGACUCGUAGUCGCAUCAAGCGCAUCUUACGAAAUGCGCGAUGCGACAAGCCUGUAGGAGAGCUGGCUGACUUGAGCGUCGAUGUCCGGGCCAGAACAGGCUGCGAGCUUAUCGAGUUUUACGGGAAUAAGGAGGUUCCUCAGCUAUACCUGGGAGAAGUGCACACGCUAUUCGUCAAAGUACGCGUCACCAAGGAGGAGGCCCGGAGCAUCAAUCUGGACUCUGAUAACCCCAUUCUCAACUCGAACCUGAAUGCCAAUGGCUUGAGACAGGAGCUAUUGAAUUCUGUCCAUGUAGGUGCGACCAGGCUACACCUUUUCGACGUGCAGGUAUUGUAUCGCAACUCCAUACAUGAAUUGCGAACCUGGAACUACACUGAGAGCCCUUUGAUCCUCAUAAGCGAGAUGGGCGGUCUAGCCCCACCUCGGGAUCUAUCCCUGGAGGUUUACAGGCGCCAAUACUUCUACCACAUCACCCAGGUCCCACCUGACGAAGCCAAGGCUGUGGCUGAGAGUAUUCUUGAUGCACUGGCCGAGAACAACGAACAAGCCAAGGAGCUGGUUGAGUGUAUGAUUGAGGAACUGCGGUGGCAUUUGGCGAUUCGCGAGUACGAGCAACAAUGCCGGCAAAGGCUUCCGCUGUGCCCUGGCCCUAUUGAAAUUGAAACACCCCACCAGUGGCUGAUGGAGUUGUGGAACCACCGGAAGAACAGGUGCGGCUGCAUCGACGCCUCUGACCGUCUAUGA
Messenger RNA from Bipolaris sorokiniana ND90Pr, 2307 nucleotides. RefSeq lists its product as uncharacterized. The coding region runs from base 1 to 2307 and encodes 768 amino acids. NCBI's taxonomy places the organism in Eukaryota, Fungi, Ascomycota, Dothideomycetes, Pleosporales, Pleosporaceae. The record is from RefSeq and is a predicted model, not a curated record. The transcript is spliced from 5 exons.